Molecule: messenger RNA, 442 nt
Organism: Trachymyrmex septentrionalis
Lineage: Eukaryota; Metazoa; Arthropoda; Insecta; Hymenoptera; Formicidae
Exons: 2
Coding region: 14-442 (142 amino acids)
Source: RefSeq, a predicted model, not a curated record
AUUUUUGUAUAAAAUGAACUUUGAAAGUGAAGUACCGGAUGAUACCAGUCAAAAUUUGGUCGAUUUAGCACAAGCUACUACCUCACAAGAUAAUAGUUCAUAUCUUUCUUAUACUGACGAUGCAAGCAGAUUGCACACAGAAAAGAAUAAAAACAAAAGAAGUAUCUCGAAAUGUCAAGUACAAACCGGUAGCGAUACAUCAAUAGAAAAGUCGGACGAAAGUUUGAAUAAGCGACAAAAAUUAAAUGAAAGUGUGUGCAAUAUCAGUGAGAAACAACAAGAAGAUAAAGAUGAAGAUGAGACUAAUAAAAAAGUAGCCGGUUAUUUAAAAUUAAAGAAAAAAUCUCCUAAUUGGCAUAUUGUACCGGAAAUGAUAAAUCGUCAAAUAGUUUUCUAUUUGGGAUUGGGCUAUAGGGAAAGAAAGCUUUAUUUUUCCAAUUGA